AUGGCAUACACCCCCCUGCCCAUCGCUUACACAGUCGAGAUCUUACCCUUCGACUUGCGUUCCAAGGGCAUGGCUCUAUUCACUAGCACCGCCACUUUGGGUAAUGCCUUCAACCAAUUUGUCAACCCAAUUGCUCUCAAGAGCAUUGCAUGGCGCUACUAUGGUGUGUAUAUUGCCAUUCUUAUCUUCUACUUUGCUUUUAUCUACUUGAUGUUUCCGGAGACCAAGCGUCUUUCUGCCGAGGAAGCUUCAAGAGUCUUUGAUUUUGACAGGAAGGGCCGCCCUCGCGACAGGACCCUUGAUGUUGAAACCGUGGCCAAGAACGACCUUGACAACGAGAAGCUGUCCAAAAUCACAUCUGAGGCGGAGAAAAAGGCGUGA
Messenger RNA from Verticillium nonalfalfae, 381 nucleotides. RefSeq lists its product as uncharacterized. The transcript is spliced from 2 exons. The record is from RefSeq and is a predicted model, not a curated record. Gene Ontology annotation, molecular function: carbohydrate:proton symporter activity. NCBI's taxonomy places the organism in Eukaryota, Fungi, Ascomycota, Sordariomycetes, Glomerellales, Plectosphaerellaceae. Gene Ontology annotation, cellular component: membrane. Bases 1 to 381 code for a protein of 126 amino acids. Gene Ontology annotation, biological process: transmembrane transport; carbohydrate transport.